Messenger RNA from Chlamydomonas reinhardtii, 1236 nucleotides. RefSeq lists its product as uncharacterized. The record is from RefSeq and is a predicted model, not a curated record. Lineage: Eukaryota; Viridiplantae; Chlorophyta; Chlorophyceae; Chlamydomonadales; Chlamydomonadaceae. Gene Ontology annotation, molecular function: catalytic activity. The transcript is spliced from 4 exons. Bases 195 to 728 code for a protein of 177 amino acids.
GCUUAAAGCCUCGGCCGGUGAAUCCAUCAGAUUCACUCAACAGCAUGCUAAAAUAAUCAAUCCAGAAGCAAGGGCCGGGCUGCAUCUCCGGGCGUCGCGCACAUUCCAUGCUCAGGAGCACCUUGGCGCGACGAAACCACCUUCACAGCGCGAGGACCGUACGCGUCCUCGCGCCGCUGUCACAUAUAGUGACUAUGGGCGGCCUGUGCGACAGCUGCUGUCCUCGCCGCGGCAAGGCGGGUAUGUACCGCGACAAGCCUGUGCCUGACUGCCCCUUCUGUGGCAUCGUGGGAGGCGACACCCCCGAGCGCGUGAUCUUCAGGAGCGACCGGCUGAUUGCCUUCCCGAGCAUCCGGCCCCAGGCGGCUGUGCACCUACUGGUUGUGCCGCACUCGCACGUGCCCAACACCGAUGUGCUAGGAGCUGACGACCUGGAGCUCGUCGAGGAGAUGGAGCGAGUGGGGCGCGACCUGCUGGCCAGGACGGCGCCGGCAGGCAGUGAGCUCAAAUUCGGGUACCACGUGCCGCCCUGGCGCUCCGUCGACCACCUGCACCUGCACUGCAUGGCGCUGCCGCACUCGCCGCCCUGGACCGCCGUCAAGUACAUGCUGCCAGGCGUGUGGCUGAGCAGUGCCGACCUGGUGGUGCGCCUGCGGCGGCGGCGGCGGCAGCGGCAGCGGCCGGGACUGCUGCAGCAGGAGGGCGGCGCCGGCGGCGCGGCUGCCUGAUGCGAGGACAGUUGUGGGGCCGAUGGAUUGCGUCUUGGCCAGAUGGAGGAACUCGGAACGGCUUAGAGUCUGGUAGAAUGGCGGGAUGCAGGGUUGCUGCGAUUCAUGGUUUGGGAAUCGUGGGGCUACUGCGGCACGGCCGGCACCGGCGGUGAAGCGGCUGGAGUGCGUGCGACCGUGAACCGCUUGCGGGUGGCGGUGGAAGGGGAUCGACAGGUGAAAAGCAUGUCGUUGGUGCAGGCGAGAUGCAUGGUGCCGUAACUGGUCGGAAACAGAAGCUUGGAUGCAGGAGAAUGCUGUGAACAAGUGUUCCCAGGUCACGGGAAAAGGGGCUGAGCCCCUCCACUCUCUGAAGCCGAACAACCUCAUCGCCCGGCUAUCCUCCCAAAAACCUUCUCUGGUGGAAGCUGUAGUACAUCGGAAAUUAUAGUACUGGACCAGUGUGUGUACGGUGCAUGUCAAACCUAGCUCUGCGUGUACUUCCAUCGUCGCUUCUUUCUGACCCCUA